CGCAGCGGCUCGCGGUGGAGGACAGCCUCAGGAGGCCGGCGCCUCCCGGCGGUGUUUACCGUUGCCCGAGGAGACGCGUCCGCGCCACCCGCCGGCUCAGCGCGCCGCUGCGCUCUGCGCAUCCGGAGUCCUGCCAUGAGCCGCCGGGGCUCCUCCGGCUCCAGGAGCCUGGACGCGAGCAGCCACGCCGCGUCGCCAGCGCCCGAGGAAACUCGUGAUCAUUCUUUGGAAGUCCCUGUCUCUCGGGAGCAAUUAAACCAUUAUCGGAAUGUGGUUGAAAAUGUUCGAAGUGAACUUGCCGCAACUUUGGUCAAAUUCGAAUCCGCGCAGUCUGAGCUUCGAGACCUGCGCUCCAAGAUGCUUUCCAAAGAAGUUUCCUGUCAAGAGCUAAAGGCUGAAAUGGAGAAUUACAAAGAAAACAAUGCCAGAAAAUCAUCUCUCCUCACCUCUUUGAGGGACAGAGUUCAAGAGCUAGAAGAAGAAUCAGCUGCACUUUCUGCUUCUAAAAUCAGAACGGAACUCACAGCUCAUGCUGCAAUCAAGGAGAAUCAGGAGUUAAUGAAGAGAGUUGUGGAACUAGAGGAGAAAUUACAAAAAUGUUCAAAGGAAAAUGAGGAAAACAAGAAGCAAGUUUCAAAGCAUAGCAGGAAACACGAAGAGUUUCUAAUUCAACUUCAUGAUUCCUUGGAUCCAGACAAGAGGAGUGAGAAGGCAUCGGAAGAAGAUUUAAUUUUAAAGCUUAGAGAGCUGUGCAAGGAGAUCACACUCGUGAAAGGACAAAUUGUUACUCUUGAAGAGUCUCUAAAUGUCCAUGAGAUGGAGGCAAAAGCUAACAGAGAGACAAUUGUGAGGCUGGCUUCAGAAGUCAACAGGGAGCAGAGGAAAACUGCCUCUUGGAAGGAGGAGAAAGACCAGCUGAACCAGGACUUGCUCAGUGCUAUGGAGGCAAAAGAAGCUCUUGAAAGGGAGGUUAAGGUCUUCCAGGAAAGGUUGCUUGCGGGCCAGCGGGCCUGGGAUGCCUCGAAGCAGGAGCUGAGCCUCCUGAAGAAAAGCUCCUGUGAACUGGAGAAGAGUUUGAAGGCCAGUCGCGAGGUGGCCACAGCCUCUGAAAGCCAGAAUGCCUCCUUUAGGGAGAAGGUCGCCGGCCUCCUUACGGGCCUAUGGGGCAUGACUGGCUCCACAGAGGACGCCAUUUUGGAGAGGAUUCAAGAAAUGGGCAGCCAGGAAGAGGACGGGAGAAGGAUGGUCUCCCAGCUUGAAGCACAAAGAGCAGAGCUUGUCGAACAGUUGGGAAAGGUGUCUGAGUCUCACCAGGAAGCUCUCCAGAGAGCCCACAAGGCAGAAGACAAGUUGGAGACUCUUCAGGGUCAGCUGACACACCUGGAAGGAGAGCUGGUUUCUGCGGAUGUUUUAAGAGAUAACUUGAAUUUUGAGAAACAAAAAUAUCUUAAAUUUUUGGAUCAGCUUUCAGAGAAAAUGAGAUUGGACCGGAUGGCUGCUGAACUUGGCUUUGACAUGCGUCUGGAUGUCGUCUUGGCGCGUGCAGAGCAGCUGGUCCGCCUUGAGAGUAGCGCAGUCGUUGAAAACAAGACGAUUGCCUACAAUUUACAGAGGAAGCUAAAGACUCAGAAAGAAAGACUGGAGAGCAGAGAACUCCACAUGAACCUCCUCCGGCAGAAAAUAGCGCAGCUGGAGGAGGAGAAGCAGGUGCGCUCAGCCCUGGCCACAGAGAGGGACGAGGCCCAGCUCACCAUCAGGAAGCUGGAGAUGAAGGUGGGAAGGAUGCAGAAGGAGCUGAACCUGUGUCGUGAAUCCAACCUGGAGCUCAAAGCCAAGCUGGCCGACACCAGUGAGCUCAAGAUUAAAACUUUGGAACAGACCAAAACCAUCGAAGACUUAAAUAAAUCCAGAGACCAGCUGGAGAAGAUGAAGGAGAAAGUGGAGAAGCAGCUCGCGUCGGUCAGGGCAGAACUGGACACGGCGGGGCGGGAGGCCGAGGAGGGUAAGGAAAGGGCCCGACACAUGCUGGAAGCAGUGACCAGCGAGAUGAAGACUCUGAAAAGAUCUCUGGAGGAUGCAGAAAAGAGAGAAAAGCAGCUGGCGGACUUCAGGGAGGUAGUUUCCCAGAUGCUGGGCUUGAACAUGACCGCUCUUGCUCUUCCUGACUAUGAGAUCAUCAAGUGUCUUGAAAGACUGAUCCAUUUACAUCAGCAUCGCCUUGUUUCCUGUGCCUGCCUCAAAGACAUGACUUCUGGGCAAGACAGGCACCCGCAAGGGCACUUAAAACUUCUUCAUUGAAUGCUUGUCUCCAGAGGGAGGUGGAACUAAGACAGCACAAUUCCUACUUUCACAAAUUCCUCAAAUCUGUGAGAUGUGAUCAGCGUGUGAAUAUGGUAUGCUUUAAUGGCCUAGCGAGGUUGCAUCAUUGGCAGAAAAGGCCUCAAAGGUGCCAGCCCUAGACAAAUGUUUAGCACUGAAAACACCUAUUAUUCCACUUGCUAACACUUUGAGACUCAGAAUUAUUCCAUUACAUUGCAAUCUAGACUGGGAAAUGGGAGUAGAGAAAUAACAUUGAUGGGGUAUCUUUUUUCAGCUGGGGGUUCACUAGCCAUUUUAAUUCUCAUAAUAGCCAUAUGGAGAAGCUUUCUUAAAGAGGGCCUCUAGAGACUGCAUGCAAUGGCUUCUACUUUGGAGCCCCCUUUCUGCUGAGUCCCUGGAGAAGAUCCCCAUGAAUGCAGUCAUGGAUGUGUGUGUGUGUGUGUGUGUGUGUGUGUGCGCAUAUGGGAGGGCUCUUUUUGUACAUUUUCUCUGUUUUCCACACAUAAUUUUAAUACAUUUUAUUUAUCUUCUUUAUAAAUUUAUUUUCUACAUCAUUCAAAGGUAUUUUAAAUAGUACUUAAAAACAUAAAUGUGUUUCUGUGAUUGAUUCAUUAUUAAUUAUAUAACAAGAUUCAUGUAAGAGGCUAAAAAUAGUCUAUAGUGGGUAGUACUGUACUUUCUCAGUAGUAUAUGAAAUUAUACUUCAUUUACCUAAAUAUGUUUACGUAGUAUUUCUGCUGUAUGACUCAGUAUAUAUACAAUAAUGUUUAAUAUAUAAGGAAACGUAUUCAAACCUAAGCUUUAGAGACUUUUAGUGGAAAGGGUAUAUAGAAUAAGAAAAAAGAAAUCCUGACUAUGCAUAUGGUUCAUAUAGUGGUUGGACAAAUUGCAAACCUGCUAGUAAAGCCAUUUCCUCCUUGUUACGAUGGCAUUGGCUGUGGCCUCUCCCUCGGUGGCCCUCAUUCCAGAGUUGGCAAGCCAGCUUCAUGUUUUUGUGUUCCAUUUGUUGGUCUGUAAUAUCCAUGGAUAUUUUAUGUUGUCCAAUAAAAUGCAUUAGAUUGAUGUGAUUUUUUAGAUGAGGCCUUAAAAUAUUUAAAACUACCUCUUCUACCAAAUACACUUGAGUGAAAUUGCUACUGGGGUAUUCAUUCUGGUCACUGAGACAUCUAAGUAUCUGCAUAAAGUUCCUCAGGAGGAAAAUGUGAACCCGAUCUGUCUAAAUUUCCAGUUUUACCUUAUAGUCCAUUUUACAGGGAGAAGAGUAAGCAACUCUAUUCCCUGAAGAGCUGUUGGGGACUCUGUAGUACUGCUAUGGUGAAUGCUUGGGACACAGAAGUGGGGUCUAAUUUUCACUGGGGCAGCAGUUCGUGGUAAUGUAAUCUAUGACUUAUACACCAGUGAUAAGAUAAUACCUUAUCUUAUCCACGUUAUUGCAUUCUGCUCCAGGUUCUCAUCAGCAAGUAUAAUCUGGGUACCUCUCUUUCCCCUCUAUGUCUUCCAUCCCAUUACUCUAUGUAGUAUAAAAACCAUUGCUCAAUCAAAAGUACUCUACAAUUUCAUCUAACUCCAGUCAGUAUGGCAAUUAUCAAGAAUACAAGCAACAAUAAGUGUUGUCGAGGAUGUGGGGGAAAAGGUACACUCACAUAUUACUGGUGGGACUGCAAAUUGGUGCAACCACUAUGGAAAGCAGUAUGAAGAUUCUUCAGAAAACUUGGAAUGGAGCCAGCAUUUGACCCAGUUAUUCCACUCUUUGGACUUAAAAGGACUUAAAAUCAGCAAACUACGGUGACACAGCCAUCAAUGUUUAUAGCAGGUUAAUUCACAAUUGCUAAACUAUGGAACCAAUCUGGCUGCUCUUCAACAGAUGAAUAGAUAAAGAAAAUGUGGUAUAUAUAUAUAUAUAUAUACACACACACACCAAAAAAAAAUGGAAUAUUACUCGGCCUUAAAGAAGAACGAAAUUAUAGCAUUUGCAGGUAAAUGUAUGGAGCUGGAGAAAUCAUACUAAGCAAAAUAAGCCAAUCCCAAAGAACCAAAGGCCAAAUGUUUUCUCUGAUAUGUGGAUGCUAAUUCACAAUAAGCGGACAGGGCUAGGGAAGAGUAGAGGUACUUUGUAUUGGGCAAAAGGGAGUGAAGGAAGGGGAGAGGUUAUGGGGGUAGGAAGGAUAGUAGAAUGAAUUGGACAUUAUUAUCCUAUGUGUAUAUAUGAUUACAUGACUGGUGUGAUUCUACACCAGGUACAGCCAGAAGAAUGAGAAGUAAUACUCUGUAUAUGUAUGACGUGUCAAAUGCAUUCUACUGUCAUGUAUAACUAAUUAGAACAAAUUUUAAAAAACCGUUGCUCUUUGGAAGCUCCUGCUAACUGCUGUAUAAUUUUCAUUUGUCUUUAUUGUGUUACCUAGUAAUAUGCUGUCUAUUCUUCCUACUUAAGAUUUUUUAAUAAAAUGGUUCCAAAGUGUCUUCUCCA
Messenger RNA from Marmota monax (woodchuck), 4786 nucleotides. It is a transcript of the gene Ccdc170, whose product is annotated as coiled-coil domain containing 170. The transcript has 11 exons. Gene Ontology annotation, molecular function: microtubule binding. Bases 136 to 2298 code for a protein of 720 amino acids. Lineage: Eukaryota; Metazoa; Chordata; Mammalia; Rodentia; Sciuridae. The record is from RefSeq and is a predicted model, not a curated record. Gene Ontology annotation, cellular component: Golgi apparatus. Gene Ontology annotation, biological process: microtubule cytoskeleton organization.